Apodemus sylvaticus (European woodmouse) is the source of this 793-nucleotide messenger RNA. RefSeq names its product granzyme C-like. Gene Ontology annotation, molecular function: serine-type endopeptidase activity. Gene Ontology annotation, biological process: proteolysis. Gene Ontology annotation, cellular component: intracellular membrane-bounded organelle; cytoplasm. The record is from RefSeq and is a predicted model, not a curated record. The transcript is spliced from 5 exons. Bases 21 to 764 code for a protein of 247 amino acids. Lineage: Eukaryota; Metazoa; Chordata; Mammalia; Rodentia; Muridae.
UGAGCAGCCUUCCUGGGAAGAUGCUACAAGUCUUUAUUCUCUUGGCCCUCCUUCUGCCUCUUGGAGCUGGAGCAGAGGAGAUCAUCGGAGGCCAUGAGGUCCGUCCGCAUUCCCGCCCCUACAUGGCAUAUUAUGAGUUUCUGAAAGAUAAUGAGAAGACAUUCUGUGGUGGCUUCCUGGUUCGAGACAACUUCGUGCUGACAGCUGCUCACUGCAAAGGAAGCCCAAUAGCAGUCACACUGGGGGCACACAACAUCAAGGCUAAGGAGGAGACACAGCAGAUCAUCCCUGUGGAUAAAGCCUUUCCCCACCCGGAUUAUAAUAGAGAGGAUUACUCCAAUGACAUCAUGCUAUUAAAGCUGCAGGGAAAAGCCAAGAGGACUAGAGCUGUGAGGCCCCUCAACCUGCCCAGGCGCAAUGCCCAUGUGAAACCAGGGGAUGUGUGCUACAUGGCUGGUUGGGGAAAGAUAACUCCAGAGGGGGAAUUCCCAAACACCCUGCAAGAGGUUGAGCUGACAGUACAGAAGGAUCAAGUGUGUGAGUCCCAAUUCCGCAGUUCUUACAAUAAAACGAAUGAGAUAUGUGUGGGAAACUCAAAGACCAAGGGAGCGUCCUUUGAGGAGGAUUCUGGAGGGCCUCUUGUGUGCAAAAAAGCAGCUGCAGGCAUUGUCUCCUAUGGGCAAACUGAUGGCUCAGCUCCACAAGUCUUCACGAGAGUUUUGAGUUUUUUAUCCUGGAUAAAGAAAACGAUGAAACAAAGCUAACUACAAGAAGCAAACUCGAUCCUGUUCUG